AUGCAUUUCUAAUGACAAAAUGUUGUCCCACUUCAUCUACUAACUAGCCUGUAGUGUCCCACUGUAAACGCUAUGGCCACAUAGCCAGGAGUAGCCUACCAGCUUUUCCCAUCAGGCCGCCGAUACAGAUCUGUAUAGGGAUCUACCUGUAAUUUACCAACAUCAACAUCUUCGGUAAUUUGGGUACUUAACAGGCCAAACUACUUUAAGUCACACACUUUACGGUUCGGUGUGUGUCUAAAAGUAGCCUAAACUAUGGCAGCACAACGUCAGCACCUAGGGUAUGAGGAUGAAAAGUUGCAGCGCGUGAUGGAGAGGUUGCCUUGCAGAGAUGUCCAGGCGAGCAUGCUGCUGGCGUUGAUGGGAGAGCCAGAGCAAUGCAGCUACCCUUCCAUUUUCAUUUAUGGUCAUCGUGCCACAGGAAAAAGCCAUGUGAUACACACCUUGCUGAAGGAACUGGAGCUUCCCUAUGCCACAGUGAGCUGUGUGGAAUGUGUCUCUGUAGGACUGCUGUUUGAGCAGGUUCUCCUCUCCCUCUUUGGCUCCGACUCUGCCUCCCUACUGUCCCGCAGUCCCUCCCUGUCAGACUUCGUACGAGUCUACAAACAACUGUGUGUCCAGGCCUCAGCCAAGCAGACACGAUACAUUGUGCUGGACCGGGCUGAGCUCCUUAGAGAUAUGGAAGCCAAUCUCCUCCCUGCCUUCUUGCGCCUUCAGGAACUGGUCGAGGACAAUGUGACGGUGAUCCUGCUCAGUGAGAUAGUGUGGGAUAAGUUCCGACCCAACACUGGCUGCUUUGAACCACUGCUGCUCCACUUCCCUGACUACAGUAAAGGGGAGCUGCAGCAGAUCCUGUCUGAGGACAGCCACCCGUCCUACUCCCCAGAGCUCUACUCAGCCUUCAUCAACAUCCUACUGGGAGUCUUCUACUCCGUCUGCAGGGACCUCCGAGAGCUCAGACACCUGGCUGCCCUCAAUUUCUCUAAAUUCAUUGAACCUUUGGAGCAAGGCAAAGUGAAAGAGAGUGACACUCACAAGCUGUGGAGGAACAUCGAGCCUCACCUGAAGAAGGCCAUGCAGACGGUGUACCUGCGAGAGGUGUCCAGUGUGCAGUGGGAGCAACAGCUGCAGAUGGAGGAGAAGGAGGCAGGAGCUGUAAGAGGUCUGUCUGCUCAUGCCCAUGUGGAGUUGCCUUACUACUCCAAGUUCCUGCUGAUAGCUGCAUACCUGGCCUCCUACAACCCUGCUCGCACUGACAAACGCUUCUUCCUCAAGCACCAUGGCAAAAUAAAAAAGACUAACUUUUUGAAGAAACAUGAAAAGACCAGUAAUCACCUGCUGGGGCCCAAGCCGUUCCCUCUGGACCGUCUCCUGGCCAUCUUCUACAGUGUGGUGGACAGCAGAGUGGCCCCCACCGCCAGUGUUUUCUGCCAGAUCUCCUCCCUGGUGACCCUUCAGCUAUUGAAUCAGGUGGGCCACGAUGACCAGCUGGAUGCGCCCAAGUACAAAUGUGCCGUCUCUCUGGACUUCAUCCUCACCAUCUCCAGGACUGUGAGCUUUGACAUGGUAAAGUACCUGUAUGACUUCCUCUAGCCGUGGUGGUUUAAUGGAGAGGAAUUCAUCUGGACUCUGAUGGAAUGGAAUGUACUGGUGGACAUUGGACAAACAUGAGCAGAAAGGUGGGAGAUGCCUUGGUUGUCUGGACUCCUCACUGUGUGUGCACUGUGCAGGACCAGAGGACUAUGUAAUCAUUAAGCCUAUGCUUUACUGCCCCCUGAUGACUGACUGGUAGAAUGAAGGACUCAUCGAAGACUUCUUUUAAGGUACAAAAUGUAGGGUAUGUAAUAUUUCUACGUUUCCUUCUUUCUGACUCUAGAUCUGGUUCCCAUGAAGUCAAAUUGUCCCAUUAAUUGCUCUGUUGGCGUAAAUGGCUGUGCUGAUAGUAUGAAAUAAGGUUGGCACAAUAAUCGUGUAAAUAACAAUUAUGGAUAAUAACCGUGAACACAAAAUAAACAUCUUGCAACGUU
This is a messenger RNA of Oncorhynchus nerka (sockeye salmon), 2027 nucleotides long. RefSeq names its product origin recognition complex subunit 5-like. Bases 256 to 1593 code for a protein of 445 amino acids. Gene Ontology annotation, cellular component: nucleus; nuclear origin of replication recognition complex. The transcript is spliced from 14 exons. The record is from RefSeq and is a predicted model, not a curated record. Gene Ontology annotation, biological process: DNA replication; DNA replication initiation. Gene Ontology annotation, molecular function: DNA replication origin binding. Lineage: Eukaryota; Metazoa; Chordata; Actinopteri; Salmoniformes; Salmonidae.